Messenger RNA from Suillus subaureus, 1735 nucleotides. RefSeq lists its product as uncharacterized. The coding region runs from base 164 to 1489 and encodes 441 amino acids. Gene Ontology annotation, molecular function: protein binding. The record is from RefSeq and is a predicted model, not a curated record. The transcript has 3 exons. Lineage: Eukaryota; Fungi; Basidiomycota; Agaricomycetes; Boletales; Suillaceae.
GUCGCCGCCACUCUGGCGAAAAUACAUUGACAGAAUUCGGGACGACUGCCCCUUCUCUUACUAUUAUAGGGUCUGCCUAGGCCUACGGGUGGCCUCGGCAAGCCGUAACUCCAUUUAGUCUGGAAGCAGACUCCAUCGACGAUUCGACGCACAACUAAUAUCGAUGCAUCAGGCUCUACUUGUCCCCGAAAUUCUCCUGGACAUAUUCGCGCAUGUGAAUGAAAGUGCGAACCUACCAUCUGAUGAACAUAAUUGCGAGAGAUUAUUGUCUCAACAAUCUCUCGCAUCGCUUGCAACGACAUGCAAAACCUUCCAUGAGCCUGCGAUGGAUUUACUGUGGGCUAACAUAGAGGAGUUAGAACCAUUGCUAGGCUGUGUAACGAGGCUACAUCCAAUGAUAUAUUGUAGUGACGCAGGGGUCAUCUUCCCCACUGAGACGUACAUGUUCCCGAGAUUGCAGUCACUAUUAUGGCAGGUCGAGGCUCCCAAUAACAUAUACCUACACCUCUUCCUCUCCCAAACGCUACUUUUUAUCUAUCUAUCAGCAAUCCACCCAGCUUCGAAAUCAUUCGGGACCCACUGUGCUUCUUUGGAGGCCUUAACCAUUGGUGAUGCGGCUGAAGAUCUCACAGCGGACGAGUCGCUCUUGCUGGCCGAAACUGUCCGUUCAUGCACGCAGCUGACACAUCUGGGUUGUCCACCGCUCGAAUGGGAAGCAUGGAACCACCUCUCCAACCUCCCCACCCUUAUUAAAUUGGAAAUUGGUAGCGGAAGCUGGCCAUUAGACCGACAUGAUCUCAAAUUCUCACCUUUCCUCAAUGUUACCAUCCUCAAUUUCUAUUUCGAGAUGCAUGUCCAUGUCAUGCCUUUGGCACAGGCUGAGCAGCUUUUUCGUGCACUGUCACGAUGCAAUGCAUCCCACACCCUUGAACACAUCGUCAUCUUCUCCUUUGAUCCAGACGGUGACUCGGAUGAGGAGCCCUUUGGCAACUCCUUGACAGCAAUCACACAAUUUCUUGAUUUUACACAGCUGCGAACCCUGGGCCUCGUUUUUGAAAAUUACCCCGUAUACCUUGACAACGACCUUCUCCUGGAAGCCAUGUCAAGUUGGCCUCACAUUCGCUACAUGACUUUAGCAAAUCACCAACUUCGACCACCUACCAUUACAUUCCGCGCAUUAUUCGACGGACUGCGGCUAUGUCCCCACUUGGAUUCCCUGCAAUUACACAUUGAUGCUAUACAUAUCGACAUUGAUGCUGAAACCGAGUCAUUUCAGCAUACAUCCCUACAGAAAUUUAACGUGGGCUUCUCUAACGUAGAAGAUGUUGAAGCUAUCGCUCGCAUCAUUUUCUCCAUGCUCCCUUGUGUCGAACAAGUUAAACACGGGAACGAGGACGAGUGGAUUAAGGUCAAUGAGCACCUCAAAUAUCUGAAAUCUUCUGCGGUCCCUGGCCGUCAUAUUACUCCGGAACCAGCCCCGACCACCUGAAUUCGGUAUUAUUUAUGUGCCGGGGCAACCUUCCUUUAGUUGUCUUUGUCACUUUCGUUCGCCGUGGUCGUAAUUAUUUUCUCCCCUGACGCCGUUUUACUGUGCUAUCAUAUCCUAGGAUUAUUUAAUGGCAUCCGAAUGGUUGAUUAUCGUGUAUCUAGGGCUACGCCGCUCGCAGUUGCAUAUGCUAGUAUCUUCUGACAUGAUAUCUGACACGGAAAUGAAUACUUGACUAUCCGGGCCUAA